Molecule: messenger RNA, 2020 nt
Organism: Trichoplusia ni (cabbage looper)
Lineage: Eukaryota; Metazoa; Arthropoda; Insecta; Lepidoptera; Noctuidae
Product: E3 ubiquitin-protein ligase TRAIP-like
Exons: 9
Coding region: 186-1346 (386 amino acids)
Source: RefSeq, a predicted model, not a curated record
ACAAGUGGUUCUGCGAAUUACGUAUUUGUUUUUCUAUUGUGAAGGGAAUUCCUAAAAUCGAGUAUCGACGCAAUUAAUGUAACGUUUUUAAAGAAUAUGCUAUAAAUAACAUGUCGUAUGUACUAUGAUAAACAGUGUUAAGAUGAAAUAUUGUGUGUAAACACUCGUACUUUAGUGCUUUUAAGAUGAAUAUUGUAUGUAUUAUCUGCAGCGAUUUAAUAAAUCAGACUGAAAAUACAUAUGUGACACAAUGUGGGCACAUAUUUCACCACCAUUGCCUCGUACAGUGGAUAGAAAGGUCCAAAACCUGUCCACAAUGCAGAAACAAAGUGACAGACAGGUGUAUGUUCCGUCUUUACCCCACGGUCUCCAACGAGAACACGAGGGUGGAUGCGGCAACACUGCAGACAAGGCUGGAUGAUGCAGAACUCCAGCUGCGGCAGCAGAGAUUCAAGCAUAAGGAGAAAGAAGAUAAGAUUAUUGCUUUGACUACGGAUCUAAAAAGUCAAGAAGAGCUUCUAAAAUCGUAUGAGAUGCAGUUGGUGAGCUUCGACACGAAGGUCAUGUCUUUAAGUGAACAGCUGGAGCAUGCACAGCUUCAGAACAAGGACUUGCUGCAGCUUAAAGAUGAGAACGAAAGUCUCAAAAAGAGUAUGCAGGCUUUGAAUAGUAUACAGAAGUUGUUAAACUCGACAAUAGAAGAAGUGGACCAGAUGCUACAAGGAUGUUCCGACGUGCGGACCUUAGCUACUUUUGUUACAGCUCUUAAAAGGACCUUAUGGGAGUCUGAGAGUAAACAGAAUGAGAUCAAAAGCCUCCUGCACGAGGUCAAUAAAAAACUGAGUCUGGAAAGGAACGACUCUGCUAAACUGCAGAAAAUAAUAUUGCAAUUAGAGACUAAGCUGCAUGGAGUCCGGACUCAGUAUGAGAUCCUGAAGAAGGAUAGGGAUUUGGAGCAGCAGGUAAAGGAAGAGGAGAAGCGAAUGAAUGACGUCAUGCAGUCGUCGCCGAGCGAUCUCAACGCAGCUAGGCUGAAGGCUGCUAGUACGACUAGCUUAGAGCCGUUCACGCCCAUACGUCUACCGCGCCCGCCCUAUGCUUUGCCUCUUAACAUUCAGUCAUCUGCAAACCCCUUCCUCAACACAAUUCAAAACAGCCUGAUGGAGAUCAAGUCUUUGGACACGAGCCCUUGGGAUAUGUCGUUUGGUGGACUGGGAGGCCAUUCCAGCAGGUCAACAAGCAAAAGCAGCAUCCCUAAAAAAACAACGAAACGCAAACGCAAGCAACCUUACACCUCUGCCAGUCAGGAGGUCAUAAAAAUGCUAAAUAAAAUCAAAUACAAAUAAUUAAUAAAGCAUAAAGACCCAAGACUCAAGUACAAGCCCCUUAUUCGUAAAUAUAUACAUGUUUUUUCUAUGAAUCUCCCCUUCUAAAGGGUCACUUCUAUAUAAAAACAAACCAAGUGCGAAUAGGAGGGAAAACAGUUGCUUAUUAUGGCUUAAACUCGAAUAAUAACCAAUAAUGAUAAAUUAUACACAUAGAUAAUUGUAAGGAUUAAAGCGAGGCCUUUGCCCUCCAGUGGGAUUAAUAUGACGGGUAAUUUACAGUAAGUAAGUUGUGUAGAAGCUGUAAGCUUCGAUAUAUAUGCUUUUUAUGCUACACUAUGGGAAAUCCAUCGAUCUGAUCGAAUAAUAAAAUUAAGUGUAGUUCUAAGUUACGGGUGAAGCUUAAAAAAUAGUUUAUAAAUGGUAGUAUAAAAAUUUAAUUAUAAUACUCUGUCUCCUAAAAAUAAGGUCAUGAAAGGUCAUAAAAAAUCACUUAGGUACAUAUCAAUUUUUUACAAUUGGACUCCGUAUGCCAUUUUCCAUUUUAUCAUAAAACCUAGCUUAGUACUCUCAUGAUGAUUAAGUCAUCAAUAUUCUAUUUUAGUGAGCUUUUAUUUGAGUCCCACUUGAACAUAUUUGAUAACAUUCGGUUAUUCUCCAGGUCAUUCCCCACCCACAAUUUAUAAACGGCUCCA